AUGUCCUUGAAACGGCCGUCUGCACCGAUCAGAGAAGUGAAAGCGAUCGAGAGGGUGAGGACGAAGAUUGCCGAAGAAGAUCGCUUCUUCAAGGAGUUGCUAUACUUCCGGAACCUUUACAAUGUGGGCUUGAUCGGCAAAUCAGAGCACGACCGAAGGUUAAAGGAGGAAGAGGAAGAGGAGAAAAGGCAAAUGGCAGGUGGGCGUCCAAUGAGCGAGGCGACCAGGAGGCGGCUGGAGGGGCAUGGGGCGCCGAAGCCGAAGAAAGGGCAGUCCCCCAGACCGAAGAAGAAGGCGGCGGCAGGGGCCUCAGGUGAUGAGCAGACGGUGGCGGAUCGCCGCCGGGAGAAGCAGGCGGCCGAGGCUGAGGCCGUUCGGGAGGUGCACCUCCAAGUAACCGGAAAAAGGAUGAUUGAGGGUGCCCUCGACGCAACGCCGUUGCCGAAGCGGCCAAGGGGGCCGAAUGAAGGGACAUCGGUGGUGAUUCCCGAUGAUGAAGGAGAGGGAGAGGAGGGGCCGGUGAACAUUGCUUGCCCUCGGAAGGCUGUGCCGUUCAUCAACAGUAUGAUCGAUGGCGCUCAAAUGGAGCUGUCAGAGAUUGAGCAACUGUUGGCGAAGACGUUGCGCGAGCAGACCGGGCGAGCCUUCCGGCUUCAGGCUGCAGCUGAUAUGGAGAUGUGGCUCUGCGUGAAGCGAGCCAUCAAUGCUGCCGAACGGUACCAAAAGAAGUUUGAAGAGGGCCGUUCGAAGAUCGCUGAUGCCGGAAAGCUCAUUCAGGAGGCCGACCGGCGUGCUGAGGAAAAUGCUGCGAAGAUAGCGGAGCUGACAUCGAAAUUGGCAGCAACGGAGUUGGAUUUGGUGGCGGCGCAGGAGGCGAAGGCAGCGGUGGAGGUGGCUAUGGAUGCGGCCGAACGGUCGCAUGGCAAGGAGGUAGAGGAGGCGAAGGCGAAAGCCGUAGAUGACUACCGAGCGUCGGAGGAGUUCACGCUUCUGGUAGACAAAGAAGUCAUGGAGCAAUGUGACGACUUUGUCUAUCGAUUCAAGCGGUACAAUGCAGAGAAGAAGCUGAACCUGAACUUUCUCCGGGAUCCGCCGCCAUUACCGGAAGGGGUAACCGAAGAGAUGGUGGAGGCGUACAAGGGUGAGGAUGCCGAGCCCGAGGAAACCGACGACACCGAUUCAAGCAGUGGGGAGGAAGAAGGUCAUCCCGGGCCGAGGGCUGCCGUUGCGUCUACUGCCGAGCCGUCGACUGAUGCUGUGCCUGCAUCAGCUGAUGCCGAUGUUGUAGCGACCGAAGCCGAUCCACCCACCUCGUAG
Molecule: messenger RNA, 1317 nt
Organism: Prunus avium (sweet cherry)
Lineage: Eukaryota; Viridiplantae; Streptophyta; Magnoliopsida; Rosales; Rosaceae
Source: RefSeq, a predicted model, not a curated record